AUGUGGACGAAGGUUGUGGGGCUGGGGGUGGCGACGGUGCUGGCGAUCAAGAGCAGCACCCCGCCGAAUGCUCCACCGAAAGAUCCUGCAGCGGGCAAGGUGGUGAGCGAGGGCGCCCUGGCCGCCUUCCUCGUCAAGUGGGGCCAGCACCUGGCUGCACUCCUCUACGUUGUGGCCUACUGUACCUACAUGUACGCGAUGUGGCAGCAGGAGAUGGCCCAUAACGCUUUCGCGGAGGCCAGCAGCUUCGCACGGUGGUACCCAAGCGACGUAAUCGCACUUGCCAUGGUCGUGGCUGGCGCCCUGCUCCGCCUGUGGUGCUAUCGCACCCUGGCGCGCCACUUCACCUUCAGCCUCACCAUCUUGCGCAACCACGAGCUCGUCCAGUCUGGUCCCUACGCGCUCCUCCUCCACCCGUCCUACACCGGCGCGGUCCUCGUCCAGGCCGGCUACCUGGCGCUGCUCGUGUGGGACCGCCUCUGGUGGCUGCAGCCGUGGCCCCUCUCGCUCCUCCGCUUCGACAUCGCCUGCGCCGUGCUGGCGCUGCUCACCGCGGCCGCUUUCUACCGACGCGUCUCAGUCGAAGAGGCCGCCCUCCACCGCCACUUUGGCAAGCGAUGGGAGGCACACACCGCCACCCGCAAGCGCUUCAUCCCCUUCCUUUUCUAG
Molecule: messenger RNA, 669 nt
Organism: Acanthamoeba castellanii str. Neff
Lineage: Eukaryota; Discosea; Longamoebia; Acanthamoebidae
Product: isoprenylcysteine carboxyl methyltransferase (icmt) family protein
Exons: 2
Coding region: 1-669 (222 amino acids)
Biological process (GO): C-terminal protein methylation
Cellular component (GO): membrane
Molecular function (GO): protein C-terminal S-isoprenylcysteine carboxyl O-methyltransferase activity
Source: RefSeq, a predicted model, not a curated record